Molecule: messenger RNA, 1791 nt
Organism: Ruditapes philippinarum (Manila clam)
Lineage: Eukaryota; Metazoa; Mollusca; Bivalvia; Venerida; Veneridae
Product: aminopeptidase N-like
Exons: 5
Coding region: 24-710 (228 amino acids)
Biological process (GO): peptide catabolic process; proteolysis
Cellular component (GO): cytoplasm
Molecular function (GO): peptide binding; metalloaminopeptidase activity; zinc ion binding
Source: RefSeq, a predicted model, not a curated record
UACAUUUGUUUCAGCUAGCAGAGAUGACGUGGGAUGACACGGGCGAGAUGUUAGAUAAAUACCUCAGGUCAACAAUACUGAACCUUGCUAUCAAUCUGAAAGACGAGGCUGCCAUUAAGAAAGGGAGAGAAUUGUUUGAACAGUGGAAAUCUGAUCAUAACAGCAUCAAUGUUAACCUUAAGACUGUUAUAUAUAAGACGGGUAUAAUGUAUGGUACAGAUGAAGACUGGGACUAUGUUUGGAACGCUUUCCUGAAGGAGGCAGACGCUUCGGAGAAAAUGAAGCUUCUGAUGGCAUUAGGACAUACAAAAGAAUCACGUCUUAUGUUAAGAUUGAUGAAGUAUAGUUUGAAUGAUACAUUGGUGAGAUCUCAGGAUGCAUUUCGAGUGUUAACAUCUAUAUCAGGGUCAUACACAGGCCAAAUACUGGCAUGGAGAUUCUUUCAACAAAACUGGAAAACUUACCAAGAAAGAUAUGCCUCCACAUCAUUUAUUAUGUCAACCUUGAUUAAAAGUGUUUGCAGUAAUUUUGAUACACAGUUUGAUUAUGAAGAGGUACAAACCUUUUUCUCUCAAAGAGAUGUUGGUUCAGGGAAACGUGCGGUCAGUCAAGUGUUAGAAAAAAUACAGUCAAACAUUGAAUGGUCAAGCAAGUUUGAACAUGUUGUCACAUCCUGGCUUACAAGUCAUGGAAAAUUAACUGUGAAAUAGUUAUAAAAUUUGAUCGGUUUAUUCACAGACUUAAAUUGUCAGUUAAAGUCUGUGGUUUAUUUAAUAUAUAAGUAACUGAGGAAGGAAUACUACGUUUAAUUAUAUGAGGUAUUUAAGGUUAGCUGUUGACAUCAAAUUUUGGAUAGAAUUGGAUUGGUUUUAAAGAUUAAGUGAGUUUCAUCGGUGAUACUUUUGAACGAAAUUAUAAAUAUUUUAAAAGAGGUACAUCAUUCUGACUGUUUUCAGUUCAGACUUGGGGAUGAUUACAUUGAUCAUUAAUUGAUUUAAUAACAAUUACUUUCAGAUUUUAUUGUAAUUGAUUAUGAUUGAUUACUCAGAAUUGCCUCUGUAAUCAAUUAAAAUUACAAUUACUUUAACAGAGUAAUUGAUUAAUAACUAAAUUAUUAUUACAUUCAAUGUAUAGCUGUAAAACAAAAGUUGAACUGUAUUAUGUGAAAUCAAGGCAUCCUUUGAAUUUAGCUCUGAUAGUAAUCAAUGUCAACCAGUUAUCAUCUUUUGAUAAAUUUACAAUGAAUGUUAUGUAAGAACUGAUUAUGGUUGCAGAUGUCAAAUCACUGACUUUUAAAUGAUGAGCUCAGAUAAGAUAACAAAAAGUCAUCCUGAUUUGUGGGACUUUAAUGUAAAUGUUCACUAUUAUGAGAUUAAGCAUUUAUGACAGGUGCACUCUUGUGCAGCCUACUCAAUCCAUCCAAUUUAUUAUUUUUCGGGUAAAAAAACCAAUAUUUAUAAGAUUAUAAAAUGUUAUUUAAAACUCACCGAAAUACUCUUUAGAACAGGUACUGUUUGAUUGAUAAAUGUUAUAUUUACAUACUAAAAUGAAUAAUAAAAAAGUUCUACAGAUUCAGUUUACAUAUUUUACAUGCACGGAAGGGCACCUGAGGUCUUCCUCCACCAGUAAAGCUGGAACGUCGUGAUAUGACCUAUACUGUGUUGAUGUGACUUAAAACCCAAACAAGCAAACAUAUUGUACAUAUAGAUGUAUAUACUUUUGUAGGUGUAGAUAUACGAGGGAUGAUCAAAAGUUAACCGGACUUUGUAAAUAAUUCUUUACCCGUUUAAU